UAAAAACUUAUUUAAAAACAGUGGAAAAUAUAAAUCGGAUAAAUUUACACAUUUUUUCAGCAAUUCACGAAGGAUAUGAAUUUAAUAACAUUUAUUCCCGAAGAGAAAUACAGUUAACAUUCUAACAAAUAGUGAAACUCCUCUCCAACCUUUCCAUUAUUACAAUAUGUGCAAAUGCUGUCUUUUCGUGCAACAUUAUUCCACCUUCCUGUUUCAAUUAUAAAUGUAUGCCACGUGUAUUGAACCGUCUAUAACGUAGUAAUAGAGUGGUAAAACGUACGUAUACAUGUCUCGACGUAAAUGUUAUGAAAAACUUCAAUAGACUUUACAGGCAUGGAGUAUUUACCUAAAUCAGUUAAAUACUGAACUGGAAUUACCAUUUCUUAAUCCGAUUACGGUCAUACCUAACUGUCAACAGGCAUUAGCAUAACGUCCACUAUUAAAUUACUAUGUAUGUGUCUGGACACAACACUUACGCCACGCCACAGUGGUCAAUAUUAAAUCAGGACAAACAGUGACCAGGACUACGAUACGAUACGGUCAAACUAUACGACUGGUGUUUUUAUCAACAUGGAUAUCAAGGCAUCGUCCCAAGCCGAUAUAAUACGUGAUACUGCCAGAGACAAAAGCCUUACUCUUCAACAGAAACUAGCCUUACAUUUAGAGGAACGCAGGAGGGAACCAGCCGCGUCACCUCGGAACCUCAAUAAGUACCUCCCAAUCAUAUUCCUGGCGGAAGUGACGAUUGUCUGGUACUACGGCACGUGCCAGGGAAUUCCGUUCUUGUACGCAGAUUUCGGACAAGAAGUAAUACUCGGCAUCCAGGCCGUUUGUAGUUUUAUGGCCUUCCAGAUGUUGUUGAAUUGGUGGUGCGUUUUCAGAGUUAGCUCUGCCUAUGAUCCCCAGAGGCACGGGACUUACCUAGAAUUCCUCGACCGACAACAAACAAAGACUACUUUACAGAGUGCAACCGUAAACAAACAACACGGACCAUCCGGAGCUUCAAACGGAUCCACUUCCGGUCCACCAGCACGCCCACCUUAUUGGUCGUGGCGGUACUGUACCAUGUGUGACCAGCCACGCCCCCCUCGUUGUCACCACUGCGUACUUUGUAACCGGUGUUCACUCAAACGUGACCAUCACUGCUAUUUCUCACGGAACUGUAUUGGUUACCGGAACUUACGUCACUACACAGUAAUGAUGUUCUGGUGUUGUAUUUCGUCUGUAGUGGGUUUCGUGCAUGCUCUGCCCUUCAUAUUCAUGGAAGUUUUACCAAGCACAGGACACGUAGAUAUGCUUCCUUUCGUGGCAUUCUUCCGCUGGAUGUUCGGAUACACACACUUCCGAGUUGGCCUUGUCAUUCUCGGAACAUGGAUGUUAGCGUUGUUUAUCAUAUUCACAACAUUCAUGCUUUUCGAAAUCAUUCGGUGUAUACUAAAGGGGAAAACAUCUUUUGAAAUUGACAAUAAUAUAAAAAUCACUGAUACGCGAAGCGUGAACAGCAAACUUAGGGCUGCAUUCGGUGAUUUCUGGCUAAUUAACUUCCUGCUGCCUAUGCACUGGCGAUUUCACCCUGAUGAGGACCCAGUAUUCUGGCCAACCAUAAACCAGUGACUUGUCCGAAUGUCGAUUAUCAAUGAUGUAAAAAUGUGAAAAUCAAUUUCGAAACAAGUUAUACAAACUUGUAUCAAUUACACUUGUCUUACUGUGGGAGGAAUCCGGAGUACUCCAGGGAGACCCAUGCGGUCGGGCAGGUGACCCCAUACUCUUUCACGUCCGAUCGGGAAAUCGAACCCCGGCCGCCUAGGUGAAAGGCAAGUGUGUUAACACUGUGCCACCCGACCACCCUAACAAUACGGUCGACUGUAGGAUCUUGAUCUGUUGGUGCUGUAUUGACACAAGGCAUAUUAAAAAUUACUGUUGAAAUACAUUACAAA
Molecule: messenger RNA, 1937 nt
Organism: Pecten maximus
Lineage: Eukaryota; Metazoa; Mollusca; Bivalvia; Pectinida; Pectinidae
Product: palmitoyltransferase ZDHHC22-like
Exons: 2
Coding region: 571-1614 (347 amino acids)
Biological process (GO): peptidyl-L-cysteine S-palmitoylation; protein targeting to membrane
Cellular component (GO): Golgi apparatus; endoplasmic reticulum
Molecular function (GO): protein-cysteine S-palmitoyltransferase activity
Source: RefSeq, a predicted model, not a curated record